This is a messenger RNA of Fusarium subglutinans, 1560 nucleotides long. RefSeq names its product cytochrome p450. The record is from RefSeq and is a predicted model, not a curated record. The coding region runs from base 1 to 1560 and encodes 519 amino acids. Gene Ontology annotation, molecular function: oxidoreductase activity, acting on paired donors, with incorporation or reduction of molecular oxygen; heme binding; iron ion binding. The transcript is spliced from 7 exons. Lineage: Eukaryota; Fungi; Ascomycota; Sordariomycetes; Hypocreales; Nectriaceae.
AUGUCUUUCUCAGCCGGUGUCUAUCUCUUGAUUCUAGUCUUGAUCCUUGGUUUCUGGCGACUGAGCAGGAUCGGACGUCGGCCAGAGGGCUAUCCUCCUGGUCCACCAACCCUUCCUAUAAUCGGCAACUUACACCAGAUCCCAAACCGAAAGCGCCAUAUUCAGUUCCAAAAAUGGGCUGAGCAGUAUGGCCCUAUCUACUCACUAAUACUAGGGACAAAGGUCAUGAUAGUCCUAAACACAGAUCAAACUGUCAAAGACCUUGUAGACAAGCGAGGUGGUAGCUAUUCAAGCCGACCAGAGUCAUACGUAGGUCAAGAUAUCCUCAGUGGAGGAUUGCGCAUCUUAUUCAUGCCAGAUAAUGAAGUCUGGAAGAUGGCUCGGAAGCUUGUCCAUCGAAUCUUGGGAGUCACAGCGGCUCGAAGCUACAUACCGUACCAGGAUUUAGAGAGCAAAGCGAUGCUGUUCGAUGUCGUGAAGAGUCCGGAUGAUUUCGUUGAUCACCUACGUCGAUACACGGCUUCAUUGACGACUCAGAUAACAUUCGGCUCUCGUACCACGAGCAUUGAAGAUGAGCGGUUCAAAGAGGCAUUUGAAAUAUUUGAUCGCAGUUCUGAGAUGAUUGGAUCAAGAACAGCUGCGCUACUAGAUCUUAUACCCGCUUUGAGGCGCAUCCCAGACUUCCUCAUGCCGAUCAAGAAGGAGGGACGCAAGAUACAUGAGAGAGAACUGGGUCUCUUUCGUGGAUUCUAUCUUGCAGCCAAGAAGGGGCUCAACGACGGCUCAGCCAAGCCUUGUGUCUGCGUCGACCUAGUCAAGUUGCAGAAAGAAGAAGGGUUCUCCGAUACUUUUGCCUCCUAUCUCAGUGGCUCGUUGCUUCAGGCAGGCUCAGAAACAACGGCCAGUAUCCUCAUCGGUUUCGUUCAAGCCAUGGUUAUCUUUCCCGCUGCCGCAAAGACUGCGCAAGCGGAGAUUGAUCGUGUAUGUGGAAAUCAUCUCCCAAGCCUUGAUGAUAUGCCUGAUCUACCUUAUAUCCAUGCUUCUCAACAGGACAGUUAUCUCGGAUAUCAUAUCCCUAAGGGAGCAACAGUUAUCAUUAACGUCUGGGCAAUUCACAAUGACCCAGAGAGACAUCCAUCACCCCGACAGUUCAACCCCAUGCGCUACAUCAACGAUCCACAAACGUCCAUCGAAGCCGCAAAUAACCCAGACCCUACCAAGCGAGACCACUAUGUGUUCGGGGCGGGGAGGCGCAGAUGUCAAGGCAUGCACAUAGCCGACCGGUCGUUAUUUUUAGCUAUUUCCCGCCUUUUGUGGGCGUUCGACUUUGACAGGGUCGUCAGCCCACAGACGGGUAAAGCCAUCAUUCCCGAUGCAGAGGACGUCACUGAAGGUAUAAUGUCUAUACCAUCCCCUUUCCCUGUCCGUAUAGUUCCUCGGAGCACCAAGAGGGCUGAGGCUGUGGCUGCUGCAUGGAGUCAAGCGUCUGAUCUGCUUGACGAGAGUGGACAGUGGAAGGCAGUCCCCAAUGAUCUUCUUUGGGCGAUGCCGGAAUCAUGA